Tinamus guttatus (white-throated tinamou) is the source of this 1435-nucleotide messenger RNA. The record is from RefSeq and is a predicted model, not a curated record. Lineage: Eukaryota; Metazoa; Chordata; Aves; Tinamiformes; Tinamidae.
UGUUUCCUGUCUAACAAGUGUGUGUUCUUUUAGGCUCCAUGACAGAAAGAUGUGUAUCAUAGGACUGAGCAUCCUAAUGGAAUUGCAGAAUCGACCACCUGCAGUGGAUGCUGUGGCUGCACAGAUUGUCCCUUCCAUCCUCCUCCUCUUCCUGGGCUUAAAACAAGUCUGUGCCUCACGAGAACUCACAGAACAUGAGGAUCAUGCUAAAGAUGAGAAACACGUUGCAGAAGAUAAUGAAGAAAUAGCAAGUGAUGAGGAGGAUACAAAUGAAGUGAGCCAGGCGAUGCAAGAGAACCAUGGUGGAGGCAGCGGUGAUGGUGGUGGUGGAGAGGAAGAGGACGAUGAUGAUGAUGACGACGACGACUGGGAUGAAGAUGCUUUGGAAGAGACUGCUCUUGAAGGGUUCAGCACACCUCUUGAUCUUGAAAAUGGUGUUGAUGAAUAUCAAUUUUUUGCACAAGCACUUUUAGCGGUGCAGAGGCGAGAUGCCGGCUGGUACCAUUCGCUGACAGCCCCGCUGAGCGAGGAUCAGAAGAAACAGCUCCAGGAGAUUUACACAUUAGCAGAACACCGGCGGAGUGCUGCAGAGACUAAGACAAUAGAACAACAAAGCGGCUACACAUUUGACAACAAAGGACUGAUCACAGCAUUUAACUUUGGAAAUAAUCCCGGUGGCAACUGAAGGAGAAACCGCAAAGGUCAAUGCGAAGGGUUUCAUCGUUACAUUUUAUUAAAAUCAUCAUGACCUCUGAGUGAUAGGGAAGGGUAAUUUAAUGCUGUGGAAGGUUUCUGGGAAUAUAGCAGUGUGCUUCCCUCACCGGAAUGCUCUUUCUAACCAGCUACUGUAAUGUACAAAUUCUUGUGCUGUUUUUAUAAUUUGAUGGACUGAAAAGGAAACAUUUGUCCUCAAGGAACCUGAAUGACUGGGAGGGGGCCAGAUUGCAUCUAAUUGAGUUGCACUUCUCAGGUUUUUGCAGUGCAGAAUUGAUAGAUUCAUAUGGAUAACAGUGCCUUCUGUUGUAUGUGGAUUGCCUGAACAAAUGAAUUUUGGAGUGCAUUAUAAUUUUUUAAGUGUAAGGGUAUUUCUAGAUACACUGUAAGCCUUGGGUCCAUGUUUUCCUGUAAUCUGCCUUUUACUACAUAAUUUAAUUUUUUAUUGGUUGUACACACAUUGCUGGGUUCAGAGUGUUAUCUCAUCCUCUCUAUUCGGUGCAGACUGGUCGUGUAGAGUGAAGCACGUGUAGUAGCUGUAAAGUGUACACUGACACUGUGAAAGUGUCUUAACAAAAUGCAGAUUUUCCCUUGAUAUGAUGGUUUUAAUUUAUUUCUCCUAGCCAUGGAAUCAACUCACUUGAGUUACAAUGGCACACAUGGCCUGGCAGGUUGAUGGCCUGAGUCUACACCGAUGUUUCCUCCUGCCUGCAGAAGUGGU